AAAAAGUGUUAAUAAGGUAAUAGUGUAGUGAAAUGAAGUAGGUGAUGUUGGCACGAUGCUCGCCAUGUCGACGCUGAUGAUGCCCGCGGCCACCAUGACCACCAUGACCAACGCCGGGCCCAUCCCCGUGGCGCAGGCCAAGCUGGAGCCCAAGCUGCUGCAGCUGCCGCACCCCAUGAUGCUGCAGCAACACCAGCACACGCACCCCCACACCAAACUUGAACACUACCACAUUUUCGUCGGCGACCUGAGCCCCGAGAUCGAAACUCAAAGCCUCCGGGAUGCCUUCGCGCCCUUCGGGGAGAUAUCGGACUGUCGAGUGGUACGAGAUCCUCAGACCCUCAAAUCCAAGGGCUAUGGCUUCGUGUCAUUCCUUAAAAAAUCGGAGGCAGAAUCAGCGAUUACGGCCAUGAAUGGGCAGUGGCUGGGCUCCCGGUCUAUCCGAACCAACUGGGCCACACGCAAACCUCCCGCACCUAAGAACGAACUAAAUUCAAAACCUCUGACCUUCGACGAAGUCUACAACCAGAGCUCGCCUACCAACUGCACCGUGUACUGCGGGGGCCUAGCCGCCGGCCUCACCGAGGAGCUGCUCCAGAAGACCUUCCAGCCCUUCGGCUCCAUCCAGGAGAUCAGGGUGUUCAAGGACAAGGGAUAUGCCUUCAUCAGGUUCUCGACGAAGGAGAGCGCGACGCACGCGAUCGUGGCGGUCCACAACACCGACGUGAACGGCCAGCCCGUGAAGUGCUCCUGGGGCAAAGAGUCCGGGGACCCGAACAACGCCCAGACACCAGGACAGCUCGGUGGCACCGCCUACAGUCCCUUCAGCGCGGCGUACACCGGCGGCGUCCCCCCCGCCUCCUACUGGUACAACACGUACCCGCAGCAGCUGGGAGGCUUCCUGCAAGGCGUGCAAGGCGUGCAAGGCGUGCAGGGCUACUCCUACGGACAGUUUGGCUACCAGCAGCAGUAUAUGGGAAUGGGCGGAGUGCAAUUGCCAUGGGCGCUCGGCGGCGGCGUUGGCGGCGUCGGCGGAGUCGGCGGUGUUGGCGGCGUUGGCGGCGUCGGCGGGGUCGCCGCCAUGUCACAGCCGCCGCAAGUGCUGCAUUACCCAGUGCAGCACUUUCAGGUGCAGCCGAUUAGUGAGGAUGAGUGGCUCGCACCGAGCCUGCUGGUGUGAGGGCGUGGGUGCUGCUGCCGCGCCGACUGCGUCUAAACCCCCCCUCCCCCUCCCACUUCAACCCCCUCUUCUGUUAGGGCCGUAGCCA
Molecule: messenger RNA, 1268 nt
Organism: Cydia splendana
Lineage: Eukaryota; Metazoa; Arthropoda; Insecta; Lepidoptera; Tortricidae
Product: nucleolysin TIAR
Exons: 9
Coding region: 56-1180 (374 amino acids)
Molecular function (GO): RNA binding
Source: RefSeq, a predicted model, not a curated record